Ipomoea nil (Japanese morning glory) is the source of this 2849-nucleotide messenger RNA. RefSeq lists its product as uncharacterized. The record is from RefSeq and is a predicted model, not a curated record. NCBI's taxonomy places the organism in Eukaryota, Viridiplantae, Streptophyta, Magnoliopsida, Solanales, Convolvulaceae. Bases 216 to 2507 code for a protein of 763 amino acids. The transcript has 11 exons.
CAUUAAACUCACCUACGGUGCUUGCUUUCUCGUAGUACUUCUACUCAGUAUGACUGACUAGGAAUCCACACAAAAAAAAAAAGAAACUCACCAAAGACUAUGAGUUCUUUGCCACUUCAUGAUGGUUGUAAGACAUUUAUGCACCUAUGGUGAGACAGGAUCUUUUAGGACAGCACCUCAAGUAGACUAUUUGGAAGUGAAGAGCAACAAAUCUAAUGGAUCAAAUGGACAUUGACUGUGUAUUGGUUGUUCCAGACACCCCUACCAGGUUACCUGCAAAGAAUGCAGAGUACAGUAGUGGAGUGCACAAGGAGAUUGAUGCAUCCCUGCCUAGUCUUUCAGGACAGGGGAAUGUUUCUACUGAACAGCAAAAAACGCAGUUAAACAAUGCCACUGGAAUCAGAAGAUUGUUUAUUCAUCCUCCAAGAAGGCAUGCUUCUAACAAUUCCGAGUGUCAUGCAAACUCAUCCACCUCUGGCACACGUCAUCCGUCUUCUUCUUCAAGAAUUGAUAAUUUGUUUGCAAGGAAGGAUACGAGUUUCUCCAAUUCUGAGGGAAAAGACUCUGGUUGUCUUCAACUUAUAAAGAAAGACAGCACAGAUUCAAAUCCUGGAUAUUCUUGCAAAGAUAGUUUACAUCUGAUGGAAAAAAGUAUGCCUGCUCAAGUACUAUCAGGAAGUAGCCAAGGCGAAGGUUUUAGCAAAAGAGAAGUAUCAAGUAAUGGAUUCUCUAACUUACAAAGUAUGAGAAGUUCUUCAGAAACAAUCAAAGUUGACAAAGAACAAUUUGAUGAUGGGUACAAAGCUGGUUUCAAUAUGAUUAAUGGAGUAAGAAAGGAAUUUGUUCAUGAUACACAGCACAAUGACAAUAAGGAUGUAUGUGCAUCUGUUAUUACCUUACCUAGGGUAACUAGACAAAAGAGAUUGGUGCGAAAUGGAUGCAUAUCUCCACAUAACAUAGCAAAGGCCAAGAAACCAGUUGGAAGGGACCAUAAUGAUCUUCUUACGGUUAAACAAAAUUAUUGCAGUUCUGUGUCAUCAUCUAGCAAUUCAGAGAGUCAAAUUAAUGUUAAAGAUUUAGUGUCUGAAGGACAUGCUUCAAACACAAUGAAGGGAAAAGGGAUAAUGGCCCAUCCUUUUACUUCAACAGGACUGAAUGGGAAAAAUGGACACACAUCUUUCAGAAAUGUAAUUGAUGUUGAUGAAGAAGUGAGUGAAAUCGCUGCUGCCAAUCAAGAUGCGUUCAGAAGCAUUGAAGAAUCAGGUGGAUGGAGAAGUACACGAAAUUGUUAUCAGAUAUCCUUGUCUGAUGAGGACCCCCAUUUAUCCUUGGGGAAUGAUAUUAAUGCAUGCUCUGAAACUAAGCACAACCAGCACAAACUGCUGAGAAGAGAAAAUGGAACUAAUGCUCAGAGCCAUGAUCACUAUCCCAAUUGUGAGGAUUUAUCUUCUCAUAGAUAUCCUUCUGCAAGGAAUUCCAGUCAGGUGGCCAGACCCCUUGGGCAACAAUUAAGCCAUAUUGAUGUGCAUCAUCCGGUGAUAAUAACCCCACUUGGUAAAAGGCAAAAGCAGGGAUCUACCUCAAUUAAUAAUGCUGAAUGUUCCACUUCAGCUUUCAAUGAUGCAGAUAUCAUAUUUAGGGACUCAUAUAGGGAUCCCAAUAAUAAUUCAAGAGAAAAUACUAACCAAAACUGUAGCAGAAGAGAUAACCUAGAACCAAUCAUUGAUAUUGAUGAUUUAUCCCCUCAAGCAACGAAUGAUGGUUCUAAAGGAGUAGCAUGCUGUAGGAGCGAUGAAGAUGCUAGAGCCAGACAGGUAGAAGCAGAUGAAGCACUGGCACUGGAGCUCCAAGAGCAAUUAUUCAACGAGACGCCUGUUUUUGGAGUUGAUAAUGAGGUUGAUCAGCAUGUAGCCAGGGCUUUGCAACAAGAGGAUUUUCACCUUUCUUUCUCUGGGGACACACAUCAUAGAAGCAGAUCAUUUGCAAAUACAAGGCAUUCCCAAUAUCAGUCUUCUGUUAAUGCUUCUCGAGGAGCUCCUCGAGCUUCUAACUCUAAUAGAUUAGCAAGAUGGAGGAGCCGUUUUCCUGGACAACCUCGUACACUCUUGCCAUCUACUGGGAGAAAUUCUAUAUUUCCUUCUUACAUGGAUGUUGAGACGAGAAUGGAAGUAUUGGAAACACUUGAGGCUUUUAGUAAUAUGGGAGUACAUGGUGAUUUCCUUCAAACUCAGCGCGACUUCAAUGAAAACGACUAUGAGAUGUUGUUGGCACUUGAUGAGAACAAUCACCAGCAUGCCGGGGCAUCAAUGCAUCAAAUUAAUGGUUUGCCAGAGUCGACUGUUCAGAAUGAGAAUCUCGAAGAAGCGUGCUCUAUAUGUCUCGAAAAUCCAACAAUGGGGGACACCAUCCGCCAUCUCCCUUGCUUACACAAGUUCCACAAAGAUUGCAUCGACCCAUGGCUGCAAAGACGAUCGUCCUGCCCGGUCUGCAAGUCGUCCAUCGCUUGAUUGCGGGUAAAGACUCGAGAGGACUCUUGUGUGUGUUAUUCCAUUUAUCAGCAUUUUGUUUUUACGGCUCCAUGAUGCGUCGUACUCUCUAAGGCAGAACGUAAAAUCGCAUCAAUGAAACUCCAUCUUCAUGCCCAGAAAAUGGUGGUUGUUGGCCACACAUCCUAUGAUCAGAUUUGGCCAUUUUGGCUAGAUUUUGGUAUAUUAGUGGAUACUCAAAAAUAGAAGAUUGGGAGUAGGGGUGUUUGAGUAAUUUUACUAUAUUAAAUUUCUAUUUCUACUCAACAUAUAGUCAGUAAUGUACUAUGUUUCAUUAUAUUAAUUUUUAUGAAUAUUCUGACC